GGCACAGUGUGGACCUCAUGAGUUGUUAGCCUUGCUUUGAGAUCUGAGUUUUUAUACACCACAGGAGGAAACUGCAGCCUGUGGGGAAGAGUACCUAUACAAAUGUUGGAUUAAUACAUUGGAAGCCAAAUUCAGGAACUAACACGCCACUGGUGAGGACAAAAAGAAGCAUGGACAGCACCAAAGAUGAUAAUAAACUAUUGAAGAGGAUUGCAUUUCCAGGAGCUGUGUCCCUGGCUAACAGUCACAUGCACCUCCACGGGGUACCCCGGAGAGAGCCCUUUGGGGUUCCCUUCCAUCUGGACCCAUCUUACUGGGAGCAAGCCUAUAGUGGGCACACAGGUUGCAUCUCCUACAUCCCAUUCCCUGGCUACAUGGGCAUCUAUGACUGCUCCUUCGAGCCUGCCUUCAUUCGGAAGAGGAACGAGAGGGAGAGGCAGAGGGUGCGCUGUGUGAACGAAGGCUACACGCGCCUGAGGGAGCACCUGCCCAAGGAAUUUGCUGACAGGCGCCUCAGCAAAGUGGAGACCCUGAGAGCUGCAAUAAGCUACAUCAAACACCUGCAGAGCUUGCUGGACUGCCAUCCCUUAGGCUCUGCCAGUAAAGAAACGCUCUCUGCCCAGGAGCGCCCGGGAACUCCCAGUGCGGCUUCCCCGCAGGAGUGCAACAGUGAUGGAGAGUCUAAAUCUUCUUCGGCGUCAUCCCCCUACAGCGAGUUUGAGGAGACGGGCAGCUAGGUCUCCUCUCUGGAGACAGAAAGCUUGAAG
Messenger RNA from Corvus hawaiiensis (hawaiian crow), 767 nucleotides. It is a transcript of the gene ASCL4, whose product is annotated as achaete-scute family bHLH transcription factor 4. The record is from RefSeq and is a predicted model, not a curated record. The transcript has a single exon. Gene Ontology annotation, biological process: developmental process; regulation of transcription by RNA polymerase II. Bases 171 to 737 code for a protein of 188 amino acids. Lineage: Eukaryota; Metazoa; Chordata; Aves; Passeriformes; Corvidae. Gene Ontology annotation, molecular function: DNA-binding transcription factor activity, RNA polymerase II-specific; RNA polymerase II transcription regulatory region sequence-specific DNA binding; protein dimerization activity.